Molecule: messenger RNA, 3858 nt
Organism: Porites lobata
Lineage: Eukaryota; Metazoa; Cnidaria; Anthozoa; Scleractinia; Poritidae
Source: the annotation of a GenBank genome assembly
AGGAGCCACGGGUCAUUAUCGACGUCACCCUCGACCGUGGGAAUCAUGAUCCGACAACCCAGCAGUGUGAUUAUCGCAGGCCCCUCAGGUAGUGGCAAGACGGAUUUGGUGGAACAAUGGUUACGGUACCUGAACGUGUUUCAAGUCAAACCCCGUAAGAUUGUGUAUGCCUAUGAUCGUUGGCAACCCCGAUUCGAGCGGAUGCAACAAAAGGAUGGGAUUCAAUUUUAUCGCGGGUUACCGGACCCUCGUCAUUUGACGCAAUGGUUUGGUCGAACGCGUGGCGGGGUGCUGGUCUUGGACGACCUGAUGGAAGAAGGGGGACAAGACAAGCGCGUGUUGGAUUUGUUCACCAAAGAUUCGCAUCAUCGCAACAUCACGGUGUUGUAUUUGACGCAAGAUUUAUUCCCGCCGGGCAAAUUUUCCAAGACCAUUAAUCGCAACGCGCAUUACAUUGUGGCCUUCAAAAACCCUCGGGAUCAAACAGGGAUACGGACGAUUUUAUUGCAAGCCUUUCCAGAUCGGUGGCGUCAAGUCUUGCGCCUAUUUAAACGCAUCACGGCCCGUCCGUUUGGCUAUUUAAUGUUGGAUGUACAUCCAGCGUCGGAUGAUCGCUACCGUUUGUGGAGCCAUUUAACGCCCCGAGAAGGCAAAGCCCAAGUCCACACCUUGCGGGCGGAUGUCCCUGCCGAUCGAAAACGCGCUGCUACGAGAACGCGAACGUCAACGGCGGCAAAGAGAAGGCGGACAACAUACUGAGUUAGCUGCUCGCAUGGACGCUCACACGCCCGCGGGGGUAGGUUCCCCGUCGGUCCUCCGAGAUCUCAGCAGCAUGACGGACAUGGUGACCGAAUUGUCUCGACCCGUGGAUCGUGCCCAAUUGCAGCAAGACAUUGACAAUUUCAAUUUGACCUACCCGGUCAAUGUAGACGAUGCCUUGAAUGCCUUCACACUCCCGCCCGUGGCAGGCACUGGUACAGCCCCUGUCACCACUGCCACCACCACCACCACCACGGCAGCCCCAACCCGCCCCACGACCACCACCACCAGCCGACCACGACCCGUCACGUCCACCCGAACACGCCCUACCACCACGGCUACGACCACCACCGCCCCUGCCCGCCCCUCCACCUCCCGCCGCAGUGUUGGGGCAGGGACCAGGACCACCACCUCGACGACAACGACCCCCACGGGACGCCCCACCAUCGCCGCCAAACAACCGCGACGGCGCCCCAGGGUGCCCUCCCCACCGUCCCCGGUUCGUCCCCUCCGUCCGAUGACGAGGAUGGCGAUGAUGAUGAUGACGAUCGACGGCGAGGCUUAAGGCGACGGUUGGAUUUGCUCAAUGAAGAUGCUCAAGAACGGGCACGAGGUCGACGGAUUCGCAACAUCACGCACACUAAUACGGUGACGACCGUGUAUGAAGAGGGGGGUCGUCCCUCGGUGCGCCGCACAUCCACCCGAACCUCCAGCCCAAGUCCACCCAGACCACCCCGCCGAGGACGGGGCCGUGGCCGAGCCCGUGGACGAGGUCGUAGUAUAUAAAAACAGGGACCUUUCUUCCCCUGUCCCAAAAAUGUGUGGCCGUUGUCGAUACGCGAUGGGACGCAAACGCCAACGCAGGACGACACGACGACGACCACGUCGACGGAGGAUCAAGGGUGGGAAGGCACCGUUUGUCGUGGAUGUCAAAAAAGGCUUCAAGUUGUUGACAGACCCGGCUAUGUGGAAGAUUCCGUCCAAAGCCGACGUCAAGGCCGACAAACAACGGGUGGCCAACUAUAAACGCCAGUAUCGCGCGAGUGGUACUAAGGACUCGUACAACAAGUGGUUGGUCAAGAAGGGGUAUGCCAAAAAAGUGGGUGGGUGCAGCUUGAUGUGACAUGUAUAAAAAGAGACUUGCGGUGCUCCGCUCUCCAAACGAGUCGUCAUGGGACGAAAACGCAAACGCAGGACGACACGACGUCGACCGCGGCGUGUGACCUAUAGUCAAGUAGGAGGUGUCGCGCCUGGCCUGCCCCUAGGCAUUCUCAAAGCCGGUUAUGCUGGUACCAAAGCCAUCGGGGAGCAUCAAACCAAGCGUGCCAUCAAAAUUGGUGAAAAACGUCGACGGGAAGUGGCUUCAGGCAAACGGAAAAAAUAUGCGGGGGAAUCCUUUAAUUGUUCCAUUAUGUAAAAAAACUAUAAAAGACUCAAGGGGUGUCCUCCUUCGGACAGAUCAUCAUUAUGCAUUGUGGUCCACGACGACGAAAACGACGCCGAAAGCAACGCGGGGGUAUUCUCCCGUUUCUCAUCCCCGCAGCGGUGGCUGCCGCCGUCCUCAUGAAGAAGAAAAAGAAAAAGAAAGUGGGCAAGAUGAGUGCCGCCAAUCAACGACUGGCCCAACGACGAGUCCAGCGGAUGUUCAAUCGAAUGCCGGGUUGGGCUGGUUCGAAACGCUGAAAAGGCUAUAAAAGAAACGCUGGGUGGGACACACGAUUCUCAUUGAAGAAUGGUUCGUGGACCCAACGGUCGCCGACAUCGUUAUGUCCCUCGAAUACGACGCCGCCGACGUGGACGCCAACGCGGUGCUAAACUCCCGCUUUUGGCAAUGGCUCUCUCGCCUUUGUAUCUCCGGAAAUUCAAACCCAGAAUCCGACUACGACGCCCAGACUAAACGACGCCCAAAACGCAAAGCCGUCACGUUUGCGUUGGAUUGGGAUGACCAGUAUGACGCCGCUUUGUGUGCCCGGUGUCGACAUCACAUGCAAACGCAUUAUCAUGGUGAAUUGUGUGGUCGGUGUGGCGCCAUUUUUACCAUAAAUAGACCUUGGUCCCUGCCUGAACUCAAGAUUCAUCAUGGGGUGGCGCAUGGAACGUCAAGCCCCGUUCUUAAAAAGUGUCUUACGAGAAGCCAAUCAACACAAACGACAAGAAUUGUUGCGGAUGGCCAAUGCGGAUCAGAUCAAUGCUGUCAGUGAAUUGGUGAUGAACACGCUGCGUGGCACGGUGCCCCGUUCCCGACAGACCAUUACAUUGCUUAAACCUCACGCUCAGAGUUUACGCGCCAUGGCUAAACCCGCUCAUUCCGUCAAACGCCGACGCGCUAUCAUGAUGGCUCAAAAAGGGGGUGCCCUUUGGCCGGAACUCUACCGAUGUUAUAAACGUUGCAUGCGCUAGACAAGACCCCUCAGUUGCACCAUGGAACCCGAGAUGGUGAGCACCACGGUGAACAACGCCCCGGCUUUUUUACAAUUACGAGACCAGUACAAACAAGAAUUGGUGGAAGACACUCGCUUGACCAAAGCCGCCGAUUUAGCCGCCAAACAACAUGUCCUCUUGACCAGUGAUGCCCCCGAUGCCUGGAAACGGCCUCAACUCAAAGCCGUUAGUCGUCAAUUACGCCAUUGGACUAAAAAAGUGCGCCAACCGUUUGGAGCUGCUGCUGGGGGUGUGACUGCUGCCGGGGCCACGACGCCGGGCGACGAUGAUUUUGAAGCGGGUCCCAUGCAAGCCUGGUUUACGCAAUUGGUCAAGGCCACCCAGGGUAUAAAACAAGGCACCCCCACUGGUGGACCCAGAAAACCCCUUGUCCCGCCUAAACCAAGGUUCACCCCUAGUGCCAAAAAGAAACUCAAGUUUACGACCCCGUUGAGCAGUGAAGAAUUGGCGGAAGAGUUGCCCUUUUCCGAGGCGCCUGGAACAGCCCCGUGGGAAACCCCCAAAGAACGUGCAGACACCAUUACGCAAUCAUUCAAGCGCGGGAUUCGUAAAAGAGCCGCGGACAGUGCUAAAAAGAAAGCUGCGGGGGUCGCCAAAAAGAAAGCCGCUGGUUGGGCCAAGAAAGCCUUGGAUUGGAAAUCGUGGAAAACCCCCUAA